AUGAUCAUAAAAUUUCUGUAAUUUUUAGUAAACCUAACAUCUAUUGACAACACAUUUAUCUAAUGUGGAUCUAAUUCUUUACAUAUGUUAGUUUAGAUGAAGGUGGAACUCAAGAACCAAUCUUUAGAUAAUAUUAGGAUCAAGAAUACAUCUUUAAUUGGAGGUAACUUUGUAACAUGCAACUUAAAUGGAUCGGAAUUUGUUAAUGUAGACAUCAGUGUAGUGAAUUUGAAUGGUGCAUAACUAUUCAAUUGUAAAUGGAGGAACAUUAAAAUCCAUGAAUUGAAUAAAUUAUUAGAUGGUCAUAGUGGAUAUGUUAUGUCAGUCUGUUUCUCUCCUGAUGGAAAUACAUUAGCUUCUGGUAGUGUAGAUAACUCUAUCCCUCUUUGGGAAAUUAAUAACAAGUAUUUUUCAGAUUAUAGAUUUAAAGAAAUUUAGGUUAAAAAUGCAAGAUAUCCUUUUUUUAACACUCCUUUGCAGUAAAAGAAUAUUAUUUAAAAUUUAGAUACAUCUAAUAUUAUGGUUUACCAAGACUUCAAUUUUUCAAGGUUUAAGAGAGUUUUUUAUAAAAAAGCGUUUCCUUUUAAGAGAAUUAUUGGAGUAACACUUGA
Molecule: messenger RNA, 611 nt
Organism: Paramecium primaurelia
Lineage: Eukaryota; Ciliophora; Oligohymenophorea; Peniculida; Parameciidae
Source: the annotation of a GenBank genome assembly